AUGGCGUAUGACGAAACUGACAAGAUAGAAAUCCCUAUUACAAAGUUACAAUGGGGUUUCAGAGGCGCUCAAAUAUUAUUUGCGUUAUUAGCAACGUUCACCAUUUCAGCAGUUAUUGGAUGGGAUAAUAAAUUUUUCUCAGCUAGUUUAUUUUCAGUAUUUUUCCUUUUCUUUUUACUUUUAUCAACCUUCUUUGCUGCAGCAAUUGUUGGUAUUCCUCACCUCUAUAAUACAAAGGGAAAAUUCAAGAAUGCAGCUAGAGCAUUAGGAGUUCCUAGAUUUGAAUUCGUUUUGUCGGCAAUUUGGGCUGUCUUAAUAUUCAUAUUUACAUUUUUAUUAUCUAUUGAUGCCUUUGCAUUAAGAAAAUGUGAUCCUUCUGAUCCAAAAUAUUCGAAUUAUACUACGGGACCAUCAAAUCAAACUUUUUACAGUGGAUUACCAAAUGCUUGUAGAACUCAACGUGCCGCUAAUGCAUUCGGAUGGUUUGCUCUUACCGCUUGGUUAUGUUCUCUCGCAUUGACUGCAAAAGACUGGUAUACGAAUAGACGUCCACCGGUACCACAAGAACCGAUUACAUACGAUAAAAAGCCUUCUAAUAUAUCAGUAUCAUCAUCAUUAGAUGAACAAGGGUUACCAGAUACAUCUGCACAACAUCAAGAAAAUGUCCCCAUGCAAACUAUACAUCCACAACCGCAUCCGCAACAACAACAAUUUCAACCUUCUCCAACUUUUCCACAACAACAGUUUCAACAAACUUCUCCUCCAAUUUUCCCACAUCAACAAACUUUUAAUUCUCCACCUUUAGCACCAACUCCAGGUCCAGCGCCACCUUUUCCGCAACCACAAAUUCCAGGCCAAGGACAAGGUCAAGGGCAAGGGCAAGAGCAGCCCCCCAUUUCUUUCCCCGAACCCAAACACUUUUAA
Messenger RNA from Rhizophagus irregularis DAOM 181602=DAOM 197198, 924 nucleotides. RefSeq lists its product as uncharacterized. The record is from RefSeq and is a predicted model, not a curated record. NCBI's taxonomy places the organism in Eukaryota, Fungi, Glomeromycota, Glomeromycetes, Glomerales, Glomeraceae.